Molecule: messenger RNA, 141 nt
Organism: Paramecium tetraurelia
Lineage: Eukaryota; Ciliophora; Oligohymenophorea; Peniculida; Parameciidae
Exons: 2
Source: RefSeq, a predicted model, not a curated record
AUGGGUUUAAUUAUAUUAAAUAUAUCUAAGAAAACGAAGUAUUUAAGUGCUAUUUUUAUUUUAAAUGAUAGGAAAUUAUAUGAAGCUAGUUAUAAGUAGUUCAAGGUUAGAAUAGUUAAUGAAAUUCAAAGGGAAACAUGA